Molecule: messenger RNA, 4526 nt
Organism: Astrephomene gubernaculifera
Lineage: Eukaryota; Viridiplantae; Chlorophyta; Chlorophyceae; Chlamydomonadales; Astrephomenaceae
Source: the annotation of a GenBank genome assembly
UGCAAGUUGGUAGGAGCAAUGCCCCUCGGCGGUAAUGUGGUAAUAUGAAACAGUGUUUCACGCACUGCAAUAUUGCUUACAGAGACCUUUAAUUCUGAUAGCCACCACCUAUUGCUUACGAACCUGACCAAAAUGUUCUAGCGUAGCCAGCGCUGCUUAGAGGACCUAAGAAAUACAGCACAAGACAAUUCGGCUAGCUUCUAUUGUCGCUGAAGGAGGCUCUCUGCGGCGAAAUGUCGAGUCGAGUCACGCCAUCAUCGGACCCCAAUGAGCCGGGGACCAGCGGUCCAAAAGCCGCCCUAGGGGCUCCUCUAGGACCUCGUCUGCCCCUCGGACCUCUCGCUCCACUACCCACCCGACCGGGCCUCUUAGCGCCGCUAGGAGCCGCGCCUUUGGGCACACUCCCGCCCCUCUCAUCAGUCCAACACCAACCGGCCUACCCAGUCCCCAAGUCCGAACCUCAACAAACGUCAAACCAGACCGCGCCCACAGAGCGCAGCCAGGCUGAGGCGCCGGCGCCAGGCGCAACUACCGAAAAGCCGCAACCUGCAGCCAUUGCCAUCCCGACAUCCAUCGAAGGUGACACUCGUGAACCAGCUAGCAUCGCUGGCUUAGCCAGCCCUGCCGCAGAAGCAGGCGCACCAUCCUCAGCAGCAGCGGCGGCGGCAGCGGCGGCGGCACCUGAACCCGCCUCGGCACCCCCACCGCCGCCGCCGCCACCGCAAGCACAGCAACCUGCACCCCUAGUCCAUGCCGCUGCUGCACAACACCCUCCACAGCCGCAAGCAACACCCUCGCAACCCCUCCAGCAACAACAACCACAACCACAUGAGCAGCCAUCAACUCCAACUCAGCCGGCGCUAUCACCUCAGUCAUCCGUACAGCAAGCACAGCAGCAGCCGGAGCAGCAACAGCAGGAGCGCCGACCUCCCUCCCUGACACAGCAGCAGCAGCAACAACAACAGCUACCUCCCUCCUCCUCCGCUUCCUCCGCCCCGCCACAACCAGCAUCUUCCACCCCACCAUCAUCAAACCCACCUCCACCACCUCCUCCAACCCUACCCUCCACAUCCUCCCAUGCACCCCCACCCCCACCACCCCUACAGCUGCCCCCGCCACUGCCGCAUCUGCCAGGGGCCGUACCGGGCACUCCCCCCGGCGGCUCCUCCGGGGCUGACGGCAGCGGCGGUGGCGGCGGCGGUGAGGGUGGCGGAGGCGCAGCCGCCGUCAUCUCCCUGACCGCCGCCUCCGCCGGCCCCACCACCACACGCACCUCACUCAAAGUAUCCCCACCACCACCACCACCACCACCACCACCACCACCGCCUCACACCCCCCCCGCACACCCCGCCGCCGCCGCCGCCUCCUACCCAGCUACGCCGUACACCUCCCAUGCUGCAGCUGCUGGCGGCAGCGGCGGUGGCAGCGGCGGUUGGGAUGGUCGUACACCCAGAGUCCUACCAGCAGCGGCAGCCGCCGCCAGCGCUCGCGGAGGUGUCGUACCGGGCCCUACGCCGCCGUCGACGCCGCCGCCAGCGUUCGUACUGCAGGAUCCAACACCACGCGGCGGUCGGGUUGGGUCGUCCAAGGGAGGAGGGGGGAGCAGCAUGGGGGGCGGUGGAGGGGGCGGUGGAGGGGAUGACGAGCGGGCUGUGGAGGAGUACAUCCCCUUUGGCUUUGUAGAGCUGAGAGGCAAGCUCAUCUCCGACCACCCGCACCUCUUCACCGACCCACGGGUCCGCAGCCAGUUUGAGGAGCUGUGCCGGUGGAUCAGCCUGCGCAACAAACUCAGGCUCGCAAUCGACUACGGCGACGCACAUGAGAAGUACGCGCCGCUGGAUCCUGACAAGGACACCCUCGCCUUCAAGGCAGUCGAGCCGGGAGUGGCCUCCUUUGGCCGCCCCUCCACACCCGGGGGUGCACCCAGCUCCCUGCUCAGUGUCAAACAGCGGGCAGCCGAGUUCGAUCGGGAGCUGGGGGCCAUCCUGGAGAAGGCGGAGUUCGAGCCCCUGCCGCGGCAGGACCUGGAAAAGGCCAAGCACGACAAGAGCCUGAUGGGGUUAGACGUCGCCUCCGCCUCCGACGAAUACCUGGACUACCAGCUCUUUUACCGGGGGUCCAGAACAAAGAAGAUCCAGUGGCUGCGCUGGGGCCUGAUCAAGCGCCAAAUAGAGAUGAACGUGUACGAACGACUGGCCAUAGGGUUCAGGCUGAAGAAGCCGGUCAGCUCCGACGACCUGCCUGCGGAGGGCGACAACGAGCGCUUCAGCACGCCCUGGUACAAGCAGCUGUGCGGUUGUGGCGGCUCCGGCAACCUAUCCGCGCUGGCCGAGCUGCGCGACGAGUUCGUGUACCUGAAGCUGUUCCGCGACGUGCUGCAGUGCGAUGUGGACAUGCUGCUGCCCGGGGCGGUCAUCAAGUUCACGGGACUGGACUACCUGAUGAUCUGGGUUCCCAUCAUCGUGGGCUGCUGCGCCGCCGUUUGGAAGGCGGUGCAGGGCACCAUCAACUUCUCCAACAUGCGGGAUGCCUUCAUGUCUGUCGUACUCAUUGUCAUGCCGCUGACGUGGGGCGUCCGGGCCUACAUGGCAAUCCGUGAGAAGCAGCGGCUGCAUGUGGCGCACCUCAACGCGCUCUUCCUCACGCACAGCCUCAACAACAACGCGGGGGUGAUAUCGCAGCUGCUGGACGAGGCGCAGGAGCAGGAGGACAACGAGGCCAUGCUGGCCUACUUUUUCCUGUGGGGCGGCCAGCAGGCGCCGCAGCCGCAGCGGAAGAUAGACCUCGACCGGACUGUGGAGACCUACCUGCAGAGGAAGCUGGAUGACGCGGGCACUUCCAUACGAAUGGACUUUGAGGUGGCCGACUCGAUCGGCAAGCUGGAGCGGAUGGGGCUGCUGCAUACCGUGGUGGCGGGGCCGGGGGGGGAGAAGCGGCUGCAGGUGCUACCGUUGGAGCAGGCGGUUGAGCGAGCGCAUGUACGGCACUUUGACGAGGCCCGAGAGACAGGCCAGGUCUCGCAGCCGCGCGCCAAGUCCAAGCGCUACGGACCCAUGGGUCUGAUGUGGCAUGAGUGCUUGGACGUGUUCAAGCCCACAGGCCAGCAAUUCCGCUACUGGUGGAAUGCGGUCACCGGGGAGACCACCUACUUCGAGCCGGAGGAGCCGUACAUCAAGCUGACCACCGCUGCAGCUCUGGACUAUGCGAGUGCCAUGGGUAACGACCUGCGCGAUCCCGCCAAGCACAACCUGCUGCCGCACUCCAAGACCGCGUAGCAGAAUUGACCGGUUGGUAGGAGUAGCAGUAGUAGCUGGUUGCCCGGAGUGGUUUCGUAGCGGUUGGGAGAGCAGUACAGUACGACAUGGCAUGGUACGGUACGGUACGACUGACGGGACUAAUCGCGAGUGCUAACUCAUCUUUUUCACGAAUGCACACAAAUGGGUGCAUAUGCAGCUUUCUUUUCCAGUCUUUUUCUGUCUCGAGCACAAGCUAGGUAUGUUUAUGUGAGCUGUUUGGGGUUCGUGAUUGUACACGCGAAGUGUAUUUGGCGAUUGUACACGGCAAUUUUGGAAGGGCGCGUGUAAUGUCGUAUAUGCGUUAAACGUAUAAAAGAACUUGCAGUAUGAACUAUGCCGGUUGGUUCCCGUUGUGACGUACCUGAUUAACGGUCUGUGGUUUGACAUGAUUUGUACGUUUAAGGCUAACACCCGUGUUCUAUGGGGGGGCAUGGUGUGUGAUCGGUGUUGCUACAGAUUGCGCAGAUGACCCCUCGAGCUGAGGGACAGAUCGCAUGAUUUCGGUCACAUGGCUGAUUAGUAAUACACACAGCACAUGUUGAACCGUGGGGGAAACGAAAGUGAUAGUGGAUAAUGUUCUCGUUAUUAUCAUGGUUACUUGCGUCCAAUAAUUAUCCAGUAUACACUUUUCAGUAAAGAGGCAAAGGUUGUGUACUUGCUUUUAUGCGCUGUCCUUCGUGUUGGACAGCAAAGACGAUAUAAUGCGUUUGACCAUUUCCUCUUCUAUCAUGCGGGUGUCAAAGAGGCAUGUGCCGGUAUGCUGGAGAAAGGGGCUUUCCCAGCUGUGACCCAUGGGUCAGUUUGACCGUGCAGUGUCAGGCAGCUCUAAGGCGUAUGUGAAGUGGCAGUGUAGGCAUAUGAUGUGGAGUUGCCAAAAUUCGGAAGCUGCAUUAAAUUGCGACGACGUCGGGAUGAAUGCUGCAAUGUGAUCUACCGGUAUGGUGCUUGCAAUUAUACGGGGUUGGGUUGAAUGAAUGACCGUUACAAUGGUGCCCUAAAAGGGAGCACCGAGUUGAUCUGGGCGGCAUGCCGGAUUGAAGAAGGGGAUGCGGAGACAAGUACUGUUGCUGGGGUCGGCUAUUUUCUAGUUAACUUUUCAGUAGCCCUGCGUUGCAAGGCAUUCCUUUGUUGGGGGUGAUACAUGUUUGUUUUGACCAAAAGAUUUGCUGUGAACCAUGUACAAACCGGGAUGUGCUGUCGUACCCCCGUGCCGGUUCAGUCCUUGCUGAG